This is a messenger RNA of Fimicolochytrium jonesii, 4925 nucleotides long. Its product is annotated as WD repeat-containing protein 19-like protein. NCBI's taxonomy places the organism in Eukaryota, Fungi, Chytridiomycota, Chytridiomycetes, Spizellomycetales, Powellomycetaceae. Gene Ontology annotation, biological process: intraciliary retrograde transport; cilium assembly. Gene Ontology annotation, cellular component: intraciliary transport particle A; cilium. Bases 91 to 4434 code for a protein of 1447 amino acids. The transcript is spliced from 24 exons. Gene Ontology annotation, molecular function: protein binding. The record is from RefSeq and is a predicted model, not a curated record.
CAACGCGUGAGCCUCGGUUUUCCCCACAUCUCAAAUCCCACUUUCGUCGUCCGGCGGCCUCAACCCCAGUCGAGUCCCCAUUGAUCAAUUAUGAAGUUGGCCUUUUCUUUAUCAGCGCAACAGCUGGGACAUGGGUCCCUUCAUCUGGAAUGGCAGAAAAAGUCCUCCAUGUUCUUGGCGGCCGUUGGGGGAUCGCAUGUAGUGUACAUCUUCGACCGAAGCGCACAGGUUGUGGAUACCUUUCCGUUGGCUGGAGAAUGCCGUGGAAUGGAAUGGUCUCCCGACGGCAGCGUCCUGGCCGUCAUACAAGCAAAGUCUUCAUAUAUCUUCCUGUGGGAUGCCGAUUCUCGCAAGGCAUCAGCUAAUCCUUUCGACACCGGAAUGAAGCAUCUACAUUUCCUCAAGUGGUCGCCUAAAGGGGACUACCUUGCGGCAGGUACCGCGAAAGGAAAUCUGUUCAUCUGCGACAAGACGGGGUCCGAGAAGGUCCCAAUUCUCGGCAAACACAACAGGUCAAUAUGUGCUGGCUGCUGGAGCUGGGACAACAUUCUAGCCUGUGGGUCAGAAGACAAUACGUUCUCUUUGUCGAACUCAGCUGGGGACACGGUGUUUUCGAUGGGGAUAUCCGGCGAGCCGUCCUUGAUGGAAUGGGCGAACAUGAAAAAUGCAAAUGGCACCGAUGACCCGGUGCUGUCGAUGAUUGUGGGUCAUAAAUCCCUCCUCGUACACAACAUCAACCAACCCGACAAACCGGUAGAACUCGCCUUCCAAGCAAAAUAUGGUCGGGUCGCAUCAUAUCAAUGGUUCGCCGAUGGAUUUGUUCUGGUCGGAUUUGAGACAGGCUAUCUGAUCGUCAUUUCCACGAGUCCAGCAAAUCUGGGGCACGAGAUUUUCGCCACUAAGAAUCAUAAGACCGCGUUGAGCAGUGUAGCAGUGUCGCUGGUGCUAGGAAAGGCAGCGUCUUGUGGUGACAACACCGUGAAAGUCCACGAGCUGGCUGAUCUGCGGGAUGUAUAUGCCGUCGAAAACAUUGAUGAUGUCAGCCCGUUGGAUAAGGUGCAAUGGUCUGAGGAUGGCCAGUUUCUCAGCACGAGCACGAAAGACGGGUCGAUAUAUACCUACGUCGCGCAGAUGCCUAUGCUUGGAAGUGCUUCCGGAACAGCUGUGGCAUAUUUGUCCGGCCUGCGUGAAAUCAGCGUAUUGGACCUCACUGCAACGCUCCCACCAUUUCGGAAAGAACUGGAGAUGGAGCCGACACACAUUGCCCUUGGAGGUUCUUAUCUAGGUGUCGUCUCCAGAAAUAGCGCCGGAUUUUUCAGAUUUGUGGAUACUCCAACAGACGCAGCCACCAAUGGCCCCACACUUGCCGACUCUCUGGUCAUGCUAAAGGACUAUGAGCAACCCGUAAAGCGAAUAUGUAUGAACGGCCACUACGCUGCCGUCCUACUCGAAGACGGCCAGCUGUACGUCCACUCCAUCCAAGACGACACCCGCUCCGACAAACGCCCGCCCCAGAGUCCCCUCCACGACAUCACGAGUUUCACCCGCGGUGUCGCCCCGCCACCCGGCGAGAUCUCCGAACGGUUCUAUCCGGAUAGUGAUAGCGACAAGUCGAAAUCGGGAAAAUCGGCCAUCACGUGUGUGGCGCUGACUCCGGAGUGCUUGGUGUUUGGAACGGCUACGAAGAGUGUGAAGCAUUAUUUGUUGGAUAGUUGGACAUUGGCGUCGGAGUUUACGCAUAUGCAAGCAAUACGAGCAGUCUACCCACAACCUCGGGGAGGGACCAAGCUCGUAUUCGUUGAUAAGGCGAAAGAUGGGUUCUUGGCGGACCCUGCAUCCAACAACGUGAUGCCAAUACCAAGGUGGUCAGCAAAUGCUAAAGGGGUUGUCUGGGAUUCGGAGCCACCCGCAGGAAGGGCGAUCUUCGUGGCAUGGGAUGACACCACCAUCAACACCUACGUGUACCAGGCCUCCACCGUGAAGGGGCCGACGUGCACGAGCUUGGGCAGUACCCGGCUGCCUGCCGGCCAAAAGCCCGUUCUGUUGUUCAACGGCACCGUCACCUGCCAGACGCUGACGGGUCGAGUCGCCACGGUCAAUUUGGCUACCCAUGCUUCAUUAGAGCCGUCGGACGUGAUGAAAGCGGAUGAACCAGAGCAAGGAAAGAUCCUGCAGCUAUUCUAUAUGCUCGGCAUGCUCAAAAACCUAUGGGCCCUCAUCGGGCUAAUCAAAGCCCGCAGGCCGUGGAUCACACUAGCGGAAACCGCGCUGCGGAUGAUGGACAUCGCCACGGCAAAUCGCAUAUACAGACAAGCACUUCAGGAUGCCAGCAUGGUUUGGACCCUGGACCAGCUGGCGAGCGUUGAAGAGAAGAAUCUUUUGGCUGGACAUGUUUCUGCUAUACUUGGGGAUGCGACAGUCGCUCAGGACUUUUUCCUCAAGAGCUCGUACCCCAAAGCCGCGCUUGAUCUACGCCGUAAUCUGAUGCAUUGGGAGCAGGCAUUGGGGCUUGCAAACACACUUGCUCCGGAGCAGAUUACCGUCAUCGCAAAGGAGUAUGCCAAACAGCUCGAGAUGAACGGCCAGUAUGCAGAAGCGCUAGCGAUGUAUGAGCGCGCCCUCUCCACAUCCGAACACCACCCAGGCAAAGAACAAGCAAGGGACGAGCACCAGAUCUUCUGCAGCGGCGGUUUGGCAAAGAUGACGCUCCGGAUGGGCGAUGUAUCGCGAGGAAUGAAGAUGUUGUCCGACACAACGGAUAAACAGCUCCUCUUCGAUUGUGGCAUGAUCUUGGAUUCGCUCAGGCAGUAUAACGAGGCGGGAUUGUGCUUUGAGAAGGGGGGGUAUUGGGAGAAGGCUGCCGAAGUUUGGAUCAAAGCAAAAACUUGGUCAAAGCUCGGAAACAUCCUGGACCGGGUCAGCAGCCGCCAGAUCUUCGUGCAAUAUGCCAGAGCUCGGGAAGAUGUGCGAGACUAUACCGAAGCGGCGAGAGCGUACGAGAAGGCAAAGGACUACGACAAUGUGGUCAGACUCUUCAUCGACCACUUACAGAACGUCGAAGGAGCCGUUGCGAUUGUUCGGAGGACACGAUCGAGAGAGUCUGCAAGGCUUGUGGCAAAAGUAUUCCAGUCCAUGCGGGACUACCGAGCAGUGGUCGAGUUCUAUUUGAUGGCUGGGAUGCGACAGGAGGCAUUCGAGCUCGCUCAGCAAAAGGAUGUGAUGGAGCACUUUGCGGAGAUGGUGAAGGAAGAUGCUUCGUCGGAAGAACUGGCAAACAUUGCGACCUUCCUGGAGAACAAAGGAAACUUUUUGCUUGCUGGGAAGUAUCUGCUGCAGGCGGCAGAGUACCCUCGCGCAUUGAGGAUGUUCCUACAGAGUGCGCCGGAGGGCAUCGAGCUCGCCAUCGAAACAGUAGGGGUGGCCAAGAGCGAUACUCUGACGCAUCAGCUCAUCGAUUUCCUUAUGGGCGAAACGGACGGCGUGCCGAAGGACGCGAAGUACAUCUUCAAAUUGUACAUGUCGUUAGGACAAUAUCGGGAAGCUGCCAGGACUGCUAUCAUUAUUGCACGGGAAGAGCAAGCAUUAGGGAACUAUCGCGCCGCGCACGACUUGCUCUUUGACAAUUACAAGCAGCUACGCGCGACGAGAAACCAUGUCCCGGCAGAGAUUGAACGCAUGCUGAUGCUGGUACAUAGCUACAUGCUCGUCAAGGCUCUCAUCAAACACAAUGACCAUGAAAAAGGCGCACGGAUGCUCAUCCGCGUGGCAAAUAACAUCAGUAAGUUCCCGGCCCACGUCGUGCCAAUCCUCACCUCGACGGUAGUGGAAUGCUACCGAGUAGGGUUCAAGCGAGCCGCGUUCGAAUACGGUGCGAUCCUGAUGCGGCCAGAAAACCGCAAUAAGGUGGAUGCAAAGUACAAGGCACGGAUUGAGAAGAUUGUCAGACGGCCGGAGAAGGACGAAACUGAGGAGCCGAUGUCUCCAUGUCCUUUCUGCAAUGCACCCGUCGCAAACACAACAUUGGAUUGUACGGAGUGCAAAAACCACAUUCCAUAUUGCAUCGCGACGGGUCAGCACAUGGUCCUAUCCAACUGGACCGUCUGUCCUUCGUGCGCCUUUCCCGCUUUGUACACUGAGUUUCGAGAUUUCCUCGACAAAACGCCAUCAUGUGUGAUGUGCUCGGCUACAUUGAACGCAUCGCAAUUGAGACAACUGUCAGAAGCCGAAGCUUCUUCUAUACUUCACGGCAAAAAGCAGGAGACGGAUGAGACAGAUGGCAAAGAAACGGCUGUCAAAGAAACAGAGUCGGAGAACGGGCACUUGAACAAGUCUAGAUCCUCUUUGCGGCGAAGCAAAGAAAGUGUGCGCAUUGUAAAAGGUGGUUCUACGGGAAAUGUGGCGGCGGAUACGGGCGAGAGGGUUGAGGGGAUGUGAAAACAAUCACAUAUGUGCUGUGUCCUACGGGCGUCCUAUUCACACAGUUUUUGCAAGUAUCUUCCUAGAGUUCGCUAAGGUCGCUACUAUUACGAAAGGCAAAAAGUAUAAACAGAAAUAAAGCCAAAAUUGUAUGCGAAGUAGGUCUCAAAAGAACCGUCAGGGUUUUAAAGCGUUCGCUUUCGAAGGCAUGUCGUGACAUGACUUCUGGCGCUUACUUCCGACUCUGGAUCAGCUGUUCGAUUUUCGCCAAAAGAUCCUUUUUGAUGUAGGGCUUGACAACGAAGUCGUCCAUGCCGACUGCGAGGGCUUUUUGCUGGUAUUCGGUGCGCGCAUUCCCGCUGAUAGCGACUAUCGGAACGCGUGAUGGGGUAUGAUCCAAUGACGACACAGACUGAGAGCUUUCACUCUUUCUUAUAGCCGUUGUCUAUAAGAAGUAACAUUUUAGUAAGCUACCAGGAAGUGUGUUUGUGUGUAAUUAACCUACCGCC